Messenger RNA from Plasmodium malariae, 2574 nucleotides. Its product is annotated as vacuolar transporter chaperone, putative. The transcript is spliced from 4 exons. Lineage: Eukaryota; Apicomplexa; Aconoidasida; Haemosporida; Plasmodiidae. The record is from RefSeq and is a predicted model, not a curated record. Bases 1 to 2574 code for a protein of 857 amino acids.
AUGGAGGACAUACCAAAUCACUACAGGAAGUAUUACGUGUCGUACAAAAAAAUAAGGAGAAAAAUAUUGAAGAUGGGAAAAAAGUACAAAAAGAAGCUAGAAAAAGGCCUAUUACAGAAUGCCGCUAAAAAGGUGGAUAAGCAAGGUAUAAAAAUGCUGCCACCAUUUUUGUACAAUGAUAUCAUUAGUCAAGAAAUAAAGAAGAUAAACACAUUUGCAGAAAAUAAAUAUAGAGAUAUACUUGACAAGUUAAUUAGUAUGUAUAAUAAAAUAAAAUCCAUAGAGGGUAGCAUAAAUAAUGUGGAAAAUGGUGAAAUAGAAAAAGAACUCGAUUUAAUAGGAUGUGAAAUAAUACAUUUGGAUUUUUAUGUUCAUAAAAAUAGUAAAAUUGUAAUGAAGUUAGGUUUUUUCUUUGAUAAAAUAAUGAAUAUAUCAAUAAACCAAUGGCUCUUACUAAGUUUGAUUAAAGAGAAAUUCUGUAACAUAAACAUUGAUAACUUAAUAGUAUAUUUGUCUUAUUUAUAUACCUUACUUCGUUCAUUAAAUGAACAUAGUAUAAAAGAAAUAAAUAAUACUACAUGGAAACCGCCAGAUACGUUUGAACGUAUUUCCACAAAAUUUUUAAUAAAAUAUGAUAACAUCGUUUAUACAAAAGUAAAAAUUGUGAAGCAUCUACCUUACCUAAUAUUUGGCCUCAGUAACGAGGAUCUCGAUGCCCAUUUUAGGUGUUUAAUGAAAAGUCAAAAAUAUGAGUCAUGUGAAGUGGGUAGUUCAAGGGAAGCAUCUAACGUGGCUGCUAGUGUAGCUGCUAGUGUAGCUGCUAAUGUAGCUGCUAAUGUAGCUUCUAAUGUAGCUUCUAAUGUAGCUUCUAAUGUAGCUGCUAAUGUAGCUGCUAAUGUAGCUUCUAAUGUAGCUUCUAAUGUAGCUGCUAAUGUAGCUGCUAAUGUAGCUUCUAAUGUAGCUUCUAAUGUAGCUUCUAAUGUAGCUUCUAAUGUAGCUGCUAAUGUAGCGGCUAAUGUAGCUUCUAAUGUAGCUGCUAAUGUAGCGGCUAAUGUAGCUGCAAAUGUAACUCCGAACAUAACUUCUAACAUAACUGCUAACGGCACCCCGAGAGGAGAGACGGAUGGGGAGGAAGAGAAUAUUAAAUUGCUGAACGAGUCACAGCAAAUAACUUCUGUCUAUUUUGACAACAAAGAGGCCACAUGCUAUUCUAAAAGAAUUCUUAGGUAUGAGAACGCUCAGCUUAUUCGAUUCCGAUGGUAUAACGAUAAUGAGGAAGACCCUGACAAAGUGAUAUUCAUUGAAAGAAAAACGCACCACGAGGAAUGGACUGGUGAGGCCUCGACAAAGGAAAGGUUUGAGCUUGAACAGAAAUAUGUGUUAAAGUUUAUGACGGGUAAGUUAAAUGUUAAAGAUUUUUUCCUGAACAGGUUGAGCAAAAGGAAGCGGCAGUUACUGGGUAGAAGCACGAAUGGGGGUGACGAGAUAAAGGAUGGUGGAGGUACAAACGACGCAGAAGCAGUUGUAGCAUUAGAGAAAAAAAUAAAGAAAAACAUAAAACUGGGAAAGGAAAUACAGAAAAUGAUAAUACAAUACGAACUGGAACCAGUAAUAAGGACGUCUUAUUUGAGAUCUGCUUUUCAGCUGAGCAAUGAUAAUUCUGUUCGAAUAUCCAUAGACACUAAUGUGUCUAUGUUAAAUGAGUACGUUGAAAGAAGAGAGCAUUGGUGUAGAUUAGCUGAAGAGGCCUUAGGAAAAAAUGAAAUAAUUAGACUAAACUAUGGUAUUAUAGAAGUGAAAUUAAAAGCAGAAAAGAUGCCUGAAUGGAUUAAUAAUAUAUUAAAUAGUAAUGAAUCUAUUAAUGCAUAUAAGUAUUCGAAAUAUCAAACAGCUAUGGCUCUAUUACACUCAGAAAAAAUUAAGUAUAUACCUAUAUGGAUACACAGAAAUAUACAUGAAAAAUUUAACUCAACAAAUAACUCAUCAGAAUUUACGUUAAAACGUUCAAGUGGUUAUAAUAUGCAAAACACACAUCUAGAUUCUGUAUAUACAAAAGAAAUAAAUAAAAAUCGAUAUUAUAAAAAAAAUUUUGUAUCAAAUGAGUAUAACAGUAUUUUUGAUUAUUCAAGUUAUAACUCUUUACACAAGGGGGAUUUAAGAGAAAAAACAUUUUCAUGGAUAAAUCAGAAAUAUAAUAAAAAUUUUAAAACAUUUGAAAAAAUUAAUUUACUCAAAAUUGAUCCAAAAAUUAAUUUUGCUGCUGAAAGGACAUUCUUACAUUAUACUCUUGUGUCUGUUUAUAUUACCCUGUUGGCACUAUUUUUAGAGAAGUACAAAAAUGAAAAUAAAAACCUUGACAUUGUUAUUAUUUUGCUACUAGCCACUUCGCUCACAUCCCUACUGUCUUCCUACUUCUUCUUUUUAAAGCGAAUAGAGAUCAUUCAAAAGCGAAAAACGAGGGAACCCCUUCUGGCACGUCUACGAUUUGACAGUUUUUAUAGCCCCUUAAUUUUUUUGUUACUUCUCUUUUUUUCAAUUAUAUUGUCAAUAUAUUUUAAUUUUAACAUUAAAUAG